UGAGGAAGGCAUCAACCACAUAGGUGGCAUAAGUUAGUUUUUUUUUGCUGCUAGAAAUAAAUGAAUUAACAAUAACAACAAAAACAACUUGGUUGACCGGGAAUGCUACCUUUUACAGCUUGCAUCAAUGAUUGUUACAUAUUACUAAAAUGCCUAUGAUUACAUCACACAAUUAUGAAUAAAUUGAUAGACACAGUUUCUUUAAAACAACAAUCCUUGAAUGGCUUUGCCAAUUCAUUUUGGAGCAGAUAUUUGUUAAUCUGAAUUAAAUACAGACCAUUACAAUAAUGAACGGUUUCUCAUUUUUUAGAUUAUUUUAACAAAAAUUAGCAAAUUUAUGUUAAAACAUUAUAGAAACUGUAGAUCGAAUAGGUUCCCAACGUUCUACAACACAAAUAUUAAAAUUUGAAUAAAAGUUUUCAAUCUUUCUUAAUUCUCACAACAAAAUGAGCGUUUUCUGGGUCCUUUACCCUUUACCCUCCCUACAGUGCGUGAGGGAACUCCCGUUGAAAGAAACGAGAAUGAUUUGAUAGGUCCCAGGUGUUGACUAAACUUACUCGUUUUUUCUGUAACUGAUACACUUCUGUUGUGGACAACUUCUGAAAACAAUUCAUUCAGUCAGCAAAAGCACCUUGGCUAACAUUCAAACAUGUGGGAAACAAUCCUAAUAGGGCUUAAAUUAGUGCGUACCAUGAUUUGGUUCAAUAUCUGGAAUUGGAUGGUUGGAUUCUGGCCGGGUUUUCAAAGACCAGUUGUGGAAGUUCGUCAAGGAAGAGUUCGCGGUAUUACCAGUGUGCUACCAAAUGGAGGAUCGUAUCAUUUUUUCAAAGGAAUUCCGUACGCAAAACCACCGACUGGACGGCUUCGCUUUCAAUCUCCAGUUCCAUUACAACGCUUCAAUCAACCUGUACUGAACUGUAGUGUUGAGAAAGCUGGCUUCAUACGACCUUGCAUGUUUAGCAGUUGGUUUACCGAGGGCUCUGAAGAUGGACAGUUCUUGAAUGUUUACACUCCCGGACUUCCCGUGAAUGAUUUGGUAAAGUAUCCGGUGAUGGUGUUUGUCCAUGGUGGAGGCUUCCGGACCGGAACUGCUAGUGAAUACUUUUACGAUCCCAAAUAUCUAGUUCAAAGGGGGGUCGUUGUGGUUAUCAUGUCGUACCGUUUAGGACCUCUAGGUUUUCUAAGCAUGCCGAGUGUUGGCAUAAGCGGCAAUGCGGGUCUGAAGGAUCAAGUAAGUCGAGGUGUGGUUGGUCGAGAAAUAAAAAAAUAAUCUCUUUAUUUGUAUAAUUAUACCUGAAUAGCGUCUUGCUCUUCAAUGGGUUCAGGAAAAUAUACAUAAAUUUGGUGGAGAUGCACAAAAUGUUACCUUUUUUGGCCAAAGUGCAGGCAGCAUGUCUGUGUAUUUGCACUAUUUAUCACCCAAGUCCAGGUAAUAACAUCCCAUCUAGGAUAACAAGUUUAUCAUUAAGAAUUGAUUUACAGGCAAUAUUUUCAUCGAGCAAUUUGUAUGAGUGGAGUGAUGUGCACUGAAUCAGAUUUUCAAGUUGAACCAGAAGAAAAAGCCAGAAAACUUGCUCGCCUGUUAGGAUAUCGAGGAACGAGUGAUAACGAUGUAUUGGGUAAGCGGAUAACAAAAUAUUUCUGAUGGUACUUGAAAUACUGAAAUAUACAUUUCCUAAACCGUAUUUUCUAGAAACCCUGCUGAAAGCAUCAGCAAGAUCAUUGAUCAGACUCCAAAACCAUGUCGCAAGCCAACAGGAGAAAGGUGAUCCGUUACAGUUUUUAUUCAGACCUGUCAUAGAGCAAGAUGUUUUCAAAGACGCCAUAAUC
Culex pipiens pallens (northern house mosquito) is the source of this 1830-nucleotide messenger RNA. Its product is annotated as juvenile hormone esterase-like. Bases 650 to 1270 code for a protein of 206 amino acids. The transcript has a single exon. NCBI's taxonomy places the organism in Eukaryota, Metazoa, Arthropoda, Insecta, Diptera, Culicidae. The record is from RefSeq and is a predicted model, not a curated record.